AUGCAGAAACAGUACGUCUCCAGAGCGACGGACUUGACUUGCAUCCCGUUUGUGGCCAAUAUCUCCUUCGGGUUUGGGCGAGACGAAGGCGCUAUGAGAACAUUGGCACAGGAAGAAAGGGAUGAUGGGUGGGGUCAAUGUUUGGUUCCAAGCAAGCAUUGCCCGAACAGGUAA
Molecule: messenger RNA, 174 nt
Organism: Neurospora hispaniola
Lineage: Eukaryota; Fungi; Ascomycota; Sordariomycetes; Sordariales; Sordariaceae
Exons: 1
Coding region: 1-174 (57 amino acids)
Source: RefSeq, a predicted model, not a curated record